GCGGGAGGUGAAAACCUCAAGUCCACAGAUAAAGUGAAACCCUGAUGAUAACUUCAACCGCUCUCUGCUCACCACAGAAGAAGAACGAGAAACGGUGGCGCCACAGGCUCCGCCCCUUUGUUUGUUUACAUGGCCUGAGUGUGAGCCAGAUGCUUUCAUGACGGAACCUUGGGCCCAGCAGGAUCCAACAGAGUCCAAGGGUCCGUUUGGACAUGUUGGUGGAGUUCAUGUUUAGGUGUGAGCUCUGCUCAUGUCCACGUCUGUCUGUCUCUGUGUGUGUCUGUGUGUGUCUGUGUGUGUCUCUCUCUCUCUGAGUGAGGUGGCGUGUGAGAGUCGUGAGUGUCGACGGAGCGAUUAAACCUGUUUUUGAUGUGCAUUCGAAUUAGUAUUUGCUUUGUACUCAUGAGGGUGUUUUCGGUGAAGGUUGGUUUAUUGUUUUUGUGUGCACAUAUCGAGGGUUGGGGGUGUUUUUGAGGGUUUUUUCCGUGUUUUUUCGCCGCCGGCGUCUGCAGGUGCAGACUUCCGGCUGGUGCUAGCAUGAUGCUAACCGAGCUAACGCGGAAGCACGGCCUGAGGAUCGCCGCUGCUUCUCGUUUUUCCGUGGACGAGUGCGCGGUUGUUGUGGCUGCGGUGGUCGGUCCGCUCAGCCUAAAAUCAGCUGCAAGAAUGAACGGAGUAGUGGUCAUUUUUCUGGACAGUGUUGAUAAAGUCCACAAAGUCAUCGAACACGGCAUCGUUAUCAACGGUGAUUCCAUCUCCGUGUCUCCUCUCACGCAACCUGCUAAAAAGGUAACAGUGUCCAACGUCCCACCUUUCAUCAGCGACCACCUGUUGAGAAAAGAACUGUCCAGGCACGGAAAAAUAGUGUCUCCCAUUAAAAAGUUACCAUCGGGCUGUAAACAGUGGGAACUGCGUCACGUGAUUUCUCACAGGCGUCAGGUCUACAUGGUCCUGAACAAUAAGGAGGAAGAACUGAAUCUUGGUUUUAAGCUCAGAAUUGACGACUACGACUACGUUCUGUUCAUAACGUCAGAGACUAUGAAAUGCUUUGGAUGUGGCAAAGAGGGACAUUUAGUGAGAGCCUGUUCAGACAAAGCUGGGGGCGACUUCCACUCGGGUGCAGGAGGCCGUGCAGCCGCCUAUGGAGGAGAGGCCCAGCGCGGAGGAGAGGAGCAGCACGGAGGAGAGGAUGGACAGGAGGCUGGUGGAGAAGGUGCAGACGGACGGGAGGACGGUGGAGAAGGUGCAGACAAGCAGGAGGAGGCCGGUGGUGGUGGUGAAACAAAAGUAGUGAGUGGAGACACUGUGGUCGAGACUGACAACGAACGGUCUAAACAGGCUGAAGUUGAGACUGUAAACGGAAGUGAAGUUGCUGAUAUGUCAACUGUGGGAAGGCAGAACAGAAAUGAUAUAGAAAUGUGUGAUCAGGACCCAAAUGUAAACAGUGCUGUAGCUGAAGAGAAUGCAGGGAUGGGUGAUGGUAGGAAAGAACAUACAAAGAGAAAAAGCGACACUACUGUUGAUGACACAGAUGAUCAGUCAGGAACUGGUAAAAAGGUAAAGGGCCAAAAGCCAGACAGACGACCUGUGACUCAGAUCUCAGUGAGGAUGAGUUUUCUCUCAGCUCUGACGGUGAAAUGUCUGACUGUAGGUCUCAGUCACCGGAGCCCAAGACCUACUCAGUUGAUCGGGUUAAACUGUUUUUACAGCACACGAAAAAUAAGAGGGGUGUGAAUAUUGACGAUUAUUUUUCGGAUGACGAAUGUUUUGUGAACUCGGUCUAUGACCAAAUGGGAAGUAGAGGAAAAGGAGGUUACACAAACCAGGAAGUUGUUAGGUUAAAGAAAAUACUGCACAAAAUAAGCUGAGAUCUGGAUGAUGGCGUUUUUUAACAAGUUUGUCACCAUGCUGCUAUGUUUUUUUGUGUGUUUUGUUCCUGUAUCUUUUUUGAGCUUCUUUUUUAAAAUGAUUAUCAAUUUUUUAUUUAAACCCUGUGCUGUCAUUGUAAGUUUUUAAACUAUUCUUGUCAUGAGUUUAUUUACAACUGACCAAUAAAGUCUUGUGAAAAAUCAAAUCUCUCUCUCUCUGUCUCUCUCUGUCUCUCUCUCUCUCUCAUUGUCCGUCUCUGUGCAGUGUGAGAACUGCUGUGCAGCCCUGGAGGAGGCGAAGCCGCUUUCAGGAGCCUCUGUGAGGCCACAAAGCAGCAUUGAUGCGUUGAAUGGCUGUUUUCUGGGCCGGAGGCCUCUGAGUUACGGCUCCCCGCCUUGGUAUGCACAGCCUCACAGGCCCAAACGGGCCGGCGCUGAGCGGAUGAGCGGACGCUGGAGCCCAGC
Messenger RNA from Betta splendens (Siamese fighting fish), 2333 nucleotides. RefSeq lists its product as uncharacterized. NCBI's taxonomy places the organism in Eukaryota, Metazoa, Chordata, Actinopteri, Anabantiformes, Osphronemidae. The transcript is spliced from 2 exons. Gene Ontology annotation, molecular function: zinc ion binding; nucleic acid binding. The record is from RefSeq and is a predicted model, not a curated record. Bases 538 to 1734 code for a protein of 398 amino acids.